AUGGCCGAGUUAAAUUGCCGGUGGCUGUCAAAAUUGUGCGUGUUUUUCCUUCUAUUUGUAUCGUACGUGGAGGGGCAAGUCUGCACAUAUUAUGGUAACUACAGGUACGCAGCUCCAGAAUACAACCUGUCCAACUGCACUUGGUAUCGUGAUAUGUCAUGCUGCAAGAGAACAGAAGUCUCCUCAGUAUUUGGGAGUAUGUUCAAGAUUUAUGACUACACAGAGAGAUGUCAUUCUCGCCUCAACUACAUGAUGUGUUAUUUCUGCAGUCCUAAUCAGAUUGAUUGGUAUGACUCAAAAGUUGUGAUUUGCUCCGAGUUCUGUGAUGAAACCUUUGAAGAAUGUAAGGACGCUCAACUCGGAGGUUCCUCGAUCGGAGAGAAAUACGAAUCAGGACGAAACUUCUGUAUGGCCAAUAAUUUUGAGGUAGUCCAAGGAAGAGAGAGAUGCUUCAACUUUGACCCGACUGCUUUUGAUACGGCUGCCAUCAAUCGUCAUGGCUAUUUUGUCACCAUAUCUGCAUUGUUUCUGGCCAUUGCACUGGUCAGUUUUUAAAUCUGUGACAAGAAACUUACUGUAGUAUUUUAUCAUUUGUAGUUCAAAAAACUUCCUUGACAGGUUGGCCUAAUCCAUACCGAAAAAUAGGGGUGGCAUAAUUCCAAUCAACCUGUCUUAUUCUUUCAAGGUAAAUAGUAGAACCCAACAUGAACACCCCUCUGCUUCACAAUGUCUUUACAGUACUUAUUUGAAGGAAAUAAGCGUUCAUUUCAGUAUUUCUUAGUUAAUUGAAGCCACUUUUUUUAUUUCUUGCCAGUUUUGUUUUGUAAAAAAAAGUAUAAAAUGCACGUUGGGUUAUUGCAAUGUUUUGUCUAUCAAGUAUUCAAAAGAAAAUUAAAAAUAAAUCUAUUCGGCCAAUUCCAAAUUUGUAAUAAACAGUCAGUUAGAAACAGAAACCUUUCUUUAGUAUUUUAAUAACUAUACAAACACUGCAAUAUUUGUAUCAUUAACAUUUUGUGUGAGUAAACAAUUUUAAAAAGUAUUUUUAAGAAAUCCAUAGUGUAUUCAAAUGUUGUACUAACAGCUUGUCACUAAAACAGGGUUAAAGCUAACAGUAAUUUAUUUGUAUGUUUGAAUAAUGUGUAGAUAUGUUCAACGUAUUUAUAUUUAGGAAAAUAUUUAUCAAAAAUUUGCUUAAGUUAUUGUGUUUUAAUUCAGCCAAACUGAACUACAAAUUAAAAUAUUUAGUUGUAAUCGGUGAAGUUUUGAUACAGUUUGUGAUGACUUUUUACAAUGGGCAAGUGACUUAUUAGUAAUGUGAUUAAUUAAAAUUAUUGUAGAGUGUGAUGUGAUGUAAAGAUGUCAGGGCCGAAUUUUUUAAA
This is a messenger RNA of Asterias rubens (European starfish), 1379 nucleotides long. RefSeq names its product riboflavin-binding protein-like. Lineage: Eukaryota; Metazoa; Echinodermata; Asteroidea; Forcipulatida; Asteriidae. The record is from RefSeq and is a predicted model, not a curated record. The transcript is spliced from 3 exons. Bases 1 to 555 code for a protein of 184 amino acids. Gene Ontology annotation, cellular component: external side of plasma membrane. Gene Ontology annotation, molecular function: signaling receptor activity.